Arachis duranensis is the source of this 897-nucleotide messenger RNA. RefSeq lists its product as uncharacterized. The transcript has a single exon. The coding region runs from base 1 to 897 and encodes 298 amino acids. NCBI's taxonomy places the organism in Eukaryota, Viridiplantae, Streptophyta, Magnoliopsida, Fabales, Fabaceae. The record is from RefSeq and is a predicted model, not a curated record. Gene Ontology annotation, molecular function: zinc ion binding; nucleic acid binding.
AUGGAACGGGCACUGCAGGCUCAGCAGGUUCCUGAGGAGCAAUGGGUUGAGUUUGGAACUUAUCAGCUGCAGGGUGAGGCUCAGCAUUGGUGGCAGGGGACACGACGUAUCCUGCAGCCAGAUGGCGCUGUGAUUCCUUGGGAGGUUUUCCGAACAGAGUUCUAUAAGAAAUACUUUCCUAAUUCAGCCAGAAAUGCCAAGGAACUUGAAUUGAUGCAGUUAAAGCAGGGACAGGUGACUGUUGCUGAGUAUACUAGCAGGUUUGAGGAGUUAUGUCGCUUUUCUCGUAUUUGUCAAGGUGCGCCUGAUGAUUUUGCUGAGUGGAAAUGUAUUAAGUAUGAGGGAGGUCUUCGAAGUGAUAUUCUGAGCUUCGUUGCACCAAUGGAGAUCAGAGUGUUUUCAGAACUGGUAAAUAAAAGUAGAGUUGCUGAGGAUUGUCUGAGAAAGGCGACAUCAGAUAAGAGUGAUCAGCGAGUUUUUGUUAGGAGAGAUCAGGGAAGGAACUUCGCCCCUAGAGGACAAGAUUUUAAGCGAGGCGGUUACACCCCACAACCACAUUUGGGUCAGAAUAACUUCCAGAGAUUCAGUAAUAAUAACAGCCAGGGAAGAGGCAAAGGAAAGCAAGCUCAGACCCCACCGAAUGAUUUAACUUGUAGGAGGUGUGGAAAGUACCACCCGAAUACUCCGUGCAGGGCUGGUUUAGGUGUAUGCUAUUACUGUGGUGAAGCUGGGCAUUUGUCUUGGAAUUGUCCAGAAAAGAAGAAGAAUCAAGAAGCUGGAAAGGCACAACAUCAGGGACGCGUGUUCACUAUGACAGCGGAUGGUGCUGGAACUACAGAUACUCCGAUUAGAGGUAAUUACGCACUGAUAAUCGAAAUUUCUGACUACCUUGCGUAG